Mangifera indica (mango) is the source of this 1690-nucleotide messenger RNA. RefSeq names its product protein S-acyltransferase 10-like. The transcript has 11 exons. Gene Ontology annotation, cellular component: Golgi apparatus; endoplasmic reticulum. NCBI's taxonomy places the organism in Eukaryota, Viridiplantae, Streptophyta, Magnoliopsida, Sapindales, Anacardiaceae. Gene Ontology annotation, biological process: protein targeting to membrane; peptidyl-L-cysteine S-palmitoylation. The record is from RefSeq and is a predicted model, not a curated record. The coding region runs from base 263 to 1309 and encodes 348 amino acids. Gene Ontology annotation, molecular function: protein-cysteine S-palmitoyltransferase activity.
GACAAAAUACGCGAAGUUUAGGCCAAAUAGGAGAGGAGGCGAGUACAGAAUAGCUACGUAAUUGUGAAGAUUACAAUCGCAACUUCGCUCCUUUUUGGUCCAAAUCGAAUAAUAAUAAUAAAAAUUAAAUUUUCUAUCACUCUCUCGAGAAAUAGGAUUUUGAAAAUAUAACAAAUACAAACAUUCUGAUGCUACUGAGGCAACAUAAAUCAUUUUCAAAUUCCUUUGUUUAAUGAUCUGAUACCGUUUGAUUUUGACGACGAUGUUGUCGGCUUUAUGUCCCACCGUUCGAGACUCCGGUGGCGGAGUUCUCGAUCGAUGCUAUCGCGUUUUCCCUUGUCUCGCCGAUCCUGCUCGGAGAUCAUCUUUGGGAUUGAAAGCAGCGCUAGUGAUGCUGCAUCUGGUAUUUCUCGGCGUUCUCUUUCUUUUCGAUAGUGAUUUGAUAGAGAAAACCAAGCAUCAACCAUGGUAUACUGGAUUGUAUCUUUUGUUGUUUGUCAUCACAUUGGUGCAAUAUUUUGUGGCCUCUGGUUCUUCUCCCAGUUAUGUUCUUGAUGCAAUGAGAGAAGUAAAUGAGACAAAUGCUAUGUUUAGACGGGUAUCCAUAUCCUCAAAACAACCUGCUUCAAGUAAAAAUGGGAACAUGGUCAUUGCUGUUGAGGAAAGUCAGUCAGGGAGAUAUCUUCCAGGAAGUAAUGCAACAUCCUGGACAAAGCUAGUCCUUGAGAUGUAUCCCCCCGGGACAUCCAUUAGAUCUUUGACGUGCCCAUAUUGUAAUGUUGAACAGCCUCCACGUGCAAAGCAUUGUCACGAUUGUGACAGAUGUGUUCUUCAGUUUGAUCAUCAUUGUGUUUGGCUUGGAACAUGUGUUGGCCAGGGUAAUCACUGUCGAUUUUGGUGGUACAUUUGUGAAGAAACAGCAUUGUGCCUCUGGACUGGCAUCUUGUACAUUACAUAUUUAAAAGCUAACAUAUCAAGGGCUUGGUGGAAGGAUGCAAUCAUGAUAGUUCUACUGAUUAUUUUGGCAAUAACUUUGAUUUUCCUGCUCCUACUACUACUUUUUCAUAGCUAUCUUAUUCUGACAAAUCAGACGACCUAUGAACUUGUAAGACGUAGACGCAUCCCCUAUUUAAGGGGGAUUCCUGAACGGGUAUAUCCCUUCAGUAAAGGAGUCUGCAGAAAUCUGUACGAAUUCUGUUGUGUUAGGAGCAGCAUAACUAAUUUGGAAAGGUUGCCGACAGCCCUGGAACUUGAAGAAAAGUCAAGACCCUACUCAUGCUUCGAUUUUUUAACUUGCCGUUGCUGCUGACAUCUCGGGGCUUUGUAUCAUUGACUUCAUUUGUCCCACACAAUUUAUUGCUGGGUUUUAUUUGAGAGCAUGGUUUUACAUUCAUUUGUUAUUUUUACUGCAUGGCAUUACAGUAGGUGCAAUUUGCCAAUGGAAGAUUACCCAGUUCACGGAUAUACAAUGUAAUAUGGUGUAGAUUUCCAUUUGAUAGGUUAGUUUAAUUUUCAAGGCUUAAAGAAGCUUGCUUGAAUACCAGUGUUGAUGACAAGGUGAGGCUUCGCAUAGAUUGGUAAAGAGGUUAAUGCUUUAUCUAUGAUGAAAGGAUUAGCAUCCUUUCCACGUUUGCUCUCUGUUCAAUGAACAUGAAUGCAAUUUUACUGAGGUUUAAUUUUUUUUCAAGUA